Microtus ochrogaster (prairie vole) is the source of this 798-nucleotide messenger RNA. It is a transcript of the gene Spib, whose product is annotated as Spi-B transcription factor. NCBI's taxonomy places the organism in Eukaryota, Metazoa, Chordata, Mammalia, Rodentia, Cricetidae. Gene Ontology annotation, cellular component: nucleus. The record is from RefSeq and is a predicted model, not a curated record. Gene Ontology annotation, biological process: regulation of transcription by RNA polymerase II; cell differentiation. Gene Ontology annotation, molecular function: sequence-specific DNA binding; DNA-binding transcription factor activity, RNA polymerase II-specific.
AUGCUUGCUCUGGAGGCUGCACAGCUGGACGGCCCACACUUGAGCUGUUUGUACCCAGAAGGUGUCUUCUAUGACCUGGACAGCUGCAAGCCCUUCAGUUACCCAGAUUCAGAUGGGGGCCCUGACUCCACAUGGGGCUGGACAGAGGCCCCACCUGCCUCCGCCAUCACCCCCUAUGAAGUCUUCGACCCUACUACGACUGCCUUUGCCCACUCUCAGGCUGUGCAGCUCUGUUACGGUCAUGGUCUCGGCCCCUCUGCCUACGGCCCCGUGGGGACCCUUGACCCAGCCUCGAGCUUGGAGGCUCCAGGGCCUGGCCUCCAGGUGUACCCCUCAGAGGACUUUGUCAGCCAGACUCUGGGCCCCUUGGCUACCCCGUACCCCAGCCCUGUGCUGUCAGAGGAAGAAGACAUUCUGCUGGACAGCCCUGCCCUGGAGGUCUCAGACAGCGAGUCAGAUGAGGCCCUCUUGGCUGGCACCGAGGCAGGUAUGUGGGGUGGUGCCCGCAAGAAACUGCGCCUCUACCAGUUCCUGCUGGGACUGCUGCUGCGCGGGGACAUGCGCGAGUGCGUGUGGUGGGUGGAGCCGGGUGCCGGAGUCUUCCAGUUCUCCUCCAAGCACAAGGAGCUGCUGGCUCGCCGCUGGGGCCAGCAGAAGGGCAACCGCAAGCGCAUGACGUACCAGAAGCUGGCGCGUGCACUGCGCAACUAUGCCAAGACAGGCGAAAUCCGCAAGGUCAAACGCAAGCUCACCUACCAGUUCGACAGCGCUCUGCUGCCAACUACCCGGCGCGCCUGA